Rubroshorea leprosula is the source of this 584-nucleotide messenger RNA. The record is from the annotation of a GenBank genome assembly. Lineage: Eukaryota; Viridiplantae; Streptophyta; Magnoliopsida; Malvales; Dipterocarpaceae.
UUUUCAUCUUGUAGUUUCAGUGAGGUUCAAUCUUCCCAAAGAUUGGCUUUAAUUAGUGAGAGUUCUUCUCUUCAUAUGUGGUUUCGUAUGAGUUUUAUUGGCACUUUCUCUAUUUUUCUCUUUGAUAUGAAAUAGGUGGAGGUUCAAAGUAGGAAAGACAGCAUGAAGAACUAUGUAUCUUAUCAAUUUAGUCCUUCUCUUGAGCAAGUAAAGCAAAUAUUGGAGGCGAUAAUGGCUCAAGGAAAUAGUGGUAGAUGGAGUCUUCAAGGAACGACUACUCUAGUCACCGGUGGAACCAAAGGAAUCGAGCAUGCCAUCGUGGAGGAAUACUGGCCAGACUCAGGGCAACCCGUCUGCGUGCCAACUAGCCCAUGAUCUGCUUCUGAAAGCCUCAGGCCCGUCUUGAAGCAUCGUUUUCCUGUCUACUGCCACUGGGAGUUGUAUCAAUCGACGUUGGAUCCAUUUAUGUAGCUACUAAAGGUACGAGCAAGAGAAUAUUUAUUUAUUAUUAUUAUUAUUUUUUAAGUUAGCAAGGGAAUAUGUUAAAAGAGCAUGUAGAUGGAAAAUCAAUAGAAAAGCUGUAC